This is a messenger RNA of Vigna umbellata (rice bean), 949 nucleotides long. RefSeq lists its product as uncharacterized. NCBI's taxonomy places the organism in Eukaryota, Viridiplantae, Streptophyta, Magnoliopsida, Fabales, Fabaceae. Gene Ontology annotation, biological process: protein stabilization; negative regulation of apoptotic process. The record is from RefSeq and is a predicted model, not a curated record.
CCAUUGUUCCUAUUGUGGAGACUUUGAAUUUUGUCCGAGUGGGUGGGUUAGGGCAUAGUAGAGCAAAGGGAAGAAGAGAAGGGUGGUGUUAGGGUUUGGAGCAACAAUGGAGGGUGGAGAGGAGGGAGUGGAGAUGGUGGUGGACUCGAAGGACUUACAGCAACAGAGUAAAGCCUUGGACAAGCUCACUGACCGUGUCGAGGAUCGCCAAUUGGACUCUACUCGCGUCCAGGAGGCAAUGGCUUCCAUCGCUGCUUCUGCUGAAGCUGAUCGCAAUGCCAUGCGCAUCAGGGAGAAAGAAUUAGCUGCUGUUAAGAUAAAUGCAGCGGAUGUUGAUAUAAUUGCUAAUGAGCUAGAGUUGGACAAAAAGGUUGCGGAAAGAACUUUGCGCGAGCACAAAGGUGAUGCAGUUGCUGCCAUUCGGCACUUGCUUCACUAGAGACGUGAUAAUGAACAAGGGUCAAUGCUUCAGAAAAUUACUAUGCACCAGCUUAUAUUGUUUUUCAUUUAAAUUGAAUCUCAACUGUAUUCUGGCCUAAUUCAUUAAGAAAUCAUAAAUUUAUUGUUGAUUAACUGUACCUCUCCUCUCCCUAAUCUUUCCUGUGCUAUAAAAGUAGCCAUUAUCUAAUGGAGAAGUCCUUCAUGAAGAUCUCCACGCGUGUCUCAUACACAUGCUUGCUCGUUAAGCACAUAGUUGUCAACUUGAAGCCCAGCAUGUGAUUUGUUCAAAUCAAAUGGUAAAAAGAGCUUUGCUUUUAUGUGCUCUUAUGAAAUUGUGGUGUGUAAUGCUUGUGCGAAUGGCAUCUUCUGUUUUGUUUGUUACAUUCAAAUUGAUAAAGUUACAUUUCAGAUUUUUGCCAUUGUUUCUUGAAAUGGACAGUGAUGGGAUGGAAGUGCCCACAUUCUCUGACUUUUUGCUUAUUCAUUAAGAUUCCGAUAAAUUAUGUUA